UGCUUUAGCGUGAUGUAUACGAUGUUGCUUUGCUUUGCUUUGCUCUUCUGAGAGUACGCGUAUACUCACUGGGCGCCCCUCUUACGAUGCUGCCCCCUCCUGGAUGAUGAACCCCAAAAGGCUCAUUGCUUGGCAGACCAGCAUCAAAGCAAGAAAUCGACCCGUGUUUGCGGCCUGCGGAAAUUGAUUGGCAGACAACUCCAGCGAUGCGGCCGACAGACUGCGCAUCAUUGAUGCAGCUUCAACUUGGGCCCGCUGUGAUGAAAAGAGCCCAGUUUUUGCCGUGGAUGUGCUGCAUGUACCGGUACGGCCGCAGCUCAGGUCCCCCUCCAGCAAUUACAGGUCCCAUGGCUGGCGUGUUGCAAGCGAAGCCCCCCACAAACAACGUGGGACCAGGCCAGGAUGACCGACCACCUGGCUCCCUGCUAUCCUGCUUCAUGCGCCCUGAUGGCCUGUACCUGUACCCGGACCUGGAUGCCCCAAACUGCCGCAUCGUCCUUCUCCUCUUCCGACCCUCUUCUGCCUCCUCAAUAUCGAGAAUCCCUCGCUGGUUGAGAAGCGUCUGGCUGGGCCAUCGUCCGACAACAAGACACAGCACAGAGCACACGGCACAGAGCACGCAGCAGUGCAAGCUGCUCGUAUCAUCUCCCCCCAUCCCAAUCCUUGAGCGCCUUCGCUCGCCAAUCCUCCUCCCCCCCAGUUCUUGUUUUCUCGCUUGCGUUAACCUUCACUCUUUCUUUCUUUCUCUCAUCACCAGCUGCAAAUUGCUGCUGCUGCUGCUAACUAUUCGAUUCCCCGCUUUCCUUAACUUUUCUUUUCCCUUGUUGAUUUAUUUUUUUAUACUUUUUUUUUCUCUUCUCUCUUUGCCGUUGUGCCUGUUCUGUUCCCGGUGAAUACUCGCCAUUUCUCUCCGUAGGUACGUUUCUGCUGUUCAUUCACGACCACCGUCUUUCCCAGAUAUCUGCACAUCGUUCGAUUUUCAAAAAUCCUCUUUCGAUCUACAUGUUUCAUGCGAACCCUGAAACCUCAAAAUUCCUGCUCUACACCAGCUCAAAUGCCCAAAACUGCCCCGGCCACCGACUCACCCAUCACAGACACUCUGCCUCGUCCUUCUAGCCUUUUGCAGCGUCUUCGAGAAACCGUGACACAAGACAGCCGCUGU
This is a messenger RNA of Trichoderma harzianum CBS 226.95, 1162 nucleotides long. RefSeq lists its product as hypothetical. NCBI's taxonomy places the organism in Eukaryota, Fungi, Ascomycota, Sordariomycetes, Hypocreales, Hypocreaceae. Bases 207 to 893 code for a protein of 228 amino acids. The transcript has a single exon. The record is from RefSeq and is a predicted model, not a curated record.